AUCAACCUGCGACUUUUUUUUUCCUGUCCUUGUGCGCAGCGUCGAAAAAGAUCCAAUACAUUCUAGCAAGACUAUGGCUAAACUAAGCAAAGAAACAAAACAGCGGUUGCAGCAGGUCUUCCAAUGCGGACAGUUCAUAAUCCGGUGGGGAUUUAUCCCAACGGUACUUUACUUAGGGUUCAAACGUGGCUCUGACCCGGGGAUGCCGGAGCCUACCGUCCUCAGUCUGCUCUGGGGAUGAGGACUGCGUGAGAAUGAAGCCCAGCUGGACGUGUCCUCUCUCGGCUGACUGAUCACGGCGCCCGACCGUCUUGAUGCCCAAGGUCACCAUCCCACUGACAUCCGAAGCAAAAUGGAAGAGACUUUUAUUUCUGCCCUGAAAUCCCAAAGAGAUACACAACUGUGUCCAGACAAACCUUUAUGUCUCUCGCUUGGCUUAUAUGUGUGUGAAGAUCUUUUCCGUUGAUGGUCGCUGUAUUUUUUUUUAAUUUCCCCAAUAAAUGAUCUUCCUAAGGGCACGUAUCAUA
Messenger RNA from Paramormyrops kingsleyae, 527 nucleotides. It is a transcript of the gene tomm7, whose product is annotated as translocase of outer mitochondrial membrane 7 homolog (yeast). The record is from RefSeq and is a predicted model, not a curated record. Lineage: Eukaryota; Metazoa; Chordata; Actinopteri; Osteoglossiformes; Mormyridae. Gene Ontology annotation, cellular component: mitochondrial outer membrane translocase complex. Gene Ontology annotation, biological process: protein import into mitochondrial matrix.